This is a messenger RNA of Notothenia coriiceps (black rockcod), 436 nucleotides long. RefSeq names its product protein 4.1. Lineage: Eukaryota; Metazoa; Chordata; Actinopteri; Perciformes; Nototheniidae. Gene Ontology annotation, cellular component: cytoskeleton; plasma membrane. The transcript is spliced from 3 exons. Gene Ontology annotation, biological process: actomyosin structure organization. The record is from RefSeq and is a predicted model, not a curated record. The annotation marks the transcript as partial.
GAUCUGGAUGGGGUUGACAUCAUGCUGGGGGUCUGCUCCAAUGGUCUGAUGGUCUACAAAGACAAGCUGAGGAUCAACCGGUUCCCCUGGCCCAAAGUCCUCAAGGUGUCCUACAAACGCAGCAGCUUCUUCAUAAAAAUUAGACCAUCCGAGGUGGAGCAGUAUGAGAGUGCGAUUGGCUUCAAACUGCCCACUUACAAGGCAGCCAAGAAGCUGUGGAAAGUGUGUGUGGAACAUCACACCUUCUUCAGGCUGACCUCCUCGGAGAUGGUCACCACGCCCAGGAAGUUCCUGGCGUUGGGCUCCAAGUUCCGGUACAGCGGGCGCACGCAGGCCCAGACCCGCCAGGCCAGCUCCCUGAUCGACAGACCGGCCCCCAUGUUCCAGCGCUCCUCCAGCAAGAGGAACUCACGCAGCCUGGACGGAGGUACCCUGU